Ascoidea rubescens DSM 1968 is the source of this 1175-nucleotide messenger RNA. RefSeq lists its product as uncharacterized. Gene Ontology annotation, biological process: amino acid transmembrane transport. Gene Ontology annotation, molecular function: amino acid transmembrane transporter activity. The record is from RefSeq and is a predicted model, not a curated record. Gene Ontology annotation, cellular component: membrane. The transcript has a single exon. The annotation marks the transcript as partial. NCBI's taxonomy places the organism in Eukaryota, Fungi, Ascomycota, Saccharomycetes, Ascoideales, Ascoideaceae.
GGUUUUUCUUAGUAAAGAAAAAGGAUAUUGCUAGAAUGACAAUACUAUAAGAACAAUAGCUUUCCUUCCCUUUUCCUUUCUUGGAGUUUUUCUUUUAAUGCUAAAAAUAAGCCGGUUUUUCUCCCAGGCUUGAAAAUUUGAUUUCUGAUAGUUUCAUCUUUUGAGGAAAAUUCAAUAGUAAUGAAACAAAUCUUAAAACCUCGUCAUAUUGUAAUGAUUACAAUUGGUGGUACUUUUGACGCAGGUAUCUUUUUGAAUUCAGGUGAGGCUUUGGCUAAUGGCGGUCCUGCUUCUUUGUUUAUUUCUUACGUUAUUGUUGCUAUUGUGAUUUAUUUUGUGAUGUCAGCUUUGUCUAAAACCGCAACUUACACUGAAGGUAAAGAUGGAAUUAUUGGCUAUGCAACAAUUUAUGUUGACCGUUGCUUAGGCUUUUCCAUUGGUUAUUUACUUUUGUUUAGGUACCUUAUUGCUUCUCCUUACCUGUUAUCUGAGCUUUCAACAAUGCUAAGAAAUUACAACAAAGAGGACACUAGUUAUACUGCUGCUGCUUGGUUAUCUGGCUCUUUCAUUCUUUUCAUAGUGGUCUUCGUUUUUUCAACAAUGGCUUUCGCAGAAGUUGAAUAUAUACUCUCAUGUUUGAAGAUUAUAAUUAUAAUUGUGUCAUUGGGGUCCUUGAUAAAGUCCAUCUCGUCAGAUAGCCCAGAUUCAGCAAAAGGUUUUGCAUAUUGGAGAGACAAUUCAUUUAAAGAAUAUGGUGCUCAAGGCCCUCGUGGUAUAUUUUUUGGGAUAUUUUCCUCUCUUAAUAAUGCAACCAAUGCCUUUUCUGGAAUUGAAUUAAUUGCUAUGACCUUUCCAGAACUAAUCAGCUCUGGUGAAAUUCCAAGAGCUAUUCUUAACACAUACUUUAAGACAUCAGUUCUCUACAUACUUCUUAUCUUUUUUAUGGUCACUUCUGUUAGCUCAAAGAAUCCAGACUUGAUUAACAAUCCUAGUGUUUUUGCUUGUGAUUCUUCACCGUUUUCAAUGGUUGUGGACCUUUCUGAGUUCGUUAGAGCAUCCACUGUUCUAUUCACAUUUAGUGAAGCUUUUUCAGACUUGUAUUUUUCUUCGAGAUUGUUGCUUUACUUAUCGACUAAUGGUUUUGCUCCAGCGAUAUUCUCUAAAACAAGUAGAUU